GACAGCAAUUUGCCUCACGGCAAAUCCCUGACUUCAGGUAGCAGGUUGCUUGAUUGCAGCUUCGAUCAGCACCAAAGAUCCUAUAGCAAUUGGGGGAGAUGCCACUGUACUGUCUAUGUCCUUUGUAAUUGAAGAUAAUAAUAAUAAUAAUCUGCCUUUAGUUCAAUAUGGCAAGCACAAUGGUAGCAGUUGGCCUGACAGUUGCGGCUGCAGCAUUUGCAGGCCGGUAUGUUGUUCAAGCCAUGAAGCAUAUGGAACCUGCUUUGAAAAAAACCAUUCAGAAUCUGCCAAAAUCGGCUUUCAGUGGAUACUACAGGGGUGGAUUUGAAGCCAAGAUGACAAAAAGAGAGGCCACUCUGAUUCUGGGAGUGAGCCCCACAGCUAACAAAAUUAAGAUCCGGGAGGCACAUAGGAGGAUCAUGGUACUUAACCACCCAGAUAAAGGUGGAUCUCCUUAUCUUGCAUCCAAAAUCAAUGAAGCUAAAGAUUUCUUGGAUACUCAGAACAAAAAGUAAUCUUGUCCAAAUGGCAAACUACGAUCCCUUUACAUAAAUGGAAUAAAUUAGUUUGUUAUUGAAGAAGUUUAUUAAAUAAUUUAUUCAAUAAAUCAUUUAUGAAGUGA
This is a messenger RNA of Leucoraja erinaceus (little skate), 622 nucleotides long. RefSeq names its product DnaJ (Hsp40) homolog, subfamily C, member 19 (gene dnajc19). Gene Ontology annotation, biological process: protein import into mitochondrial matrix. Lineage: Eukaryota; Metazoa; Chordata; Chondrichthyes; Rajiformes; Rajidae. The record is from RefSeq and is a predicted model, not a curated record. The coding region runs from base 168 to 515 and encodes 115 amino acids. Gene Ontology annotation, molecular function: ATPase activator activity. The transcript has 6 exons. Gene Ontology annotation, cellular component: PAM complex, Tim23 associated import motor.